Anarrhichthys ocellatus (wolf-eel) is the source of this 5258-nucleotide messenger RNA. RefSeq names its product titin-like. The transcript has a single exon. NCBI's taxonomy places the organism in Eukaryota, Metazoa, Chordata, Actinopteri, Perciformes, Anarhichadidae. The record is from RefSeq and is a predicted model, not a curated record. Bases 125 to 4900 code for a protein of 1591 amino acids.
ACCACCAAAACCAACGGUAGACCAUUAUACCCCAGAACUAGAAACCACUAAGGUGCAGGACUCCGCUAGGAAAGACAGAGUUGUUAAAGGAGAAGACGAUCUUCAUUUUAAAGAAAGGGAACAAAUGUUAAAAGAAACCAAAGACCUGACAGAGAUGGUAACAACUGAGGAUCAACAACACAUAGUUCCUAAAGCUGAAAAGAUAAAAACAGGAAAGGAACAGACUGAAAGAAAAGCAUCAACUACUCCUGUUAUUAAAUCAUUGACAGAACCAGAUCCCCCCAAGAGAAAAGAGCCAAUGUUAGCCCAAACCGAAGAGCUUAAAGACGCUCAGUUAAAACGGGUCACAAGUAAACGUCAAACAUCUAAAAUUAAAAAAGGAAAAGAAGACUUUUUGUCAGAAACGUCUCAAAUAGAAGAAGUUCCACUGAAAUCUGAAGUUGAAGUUCAGUCAGAGGUCAGAGGAGAUGAAAUUAACAAAGUUACAGACGCAUUUAUUCCCACGGAAGAGCAGAAAACAAAGAAAACUGUAUUUAAAAAGCUUCCAAUUGAGCAGAAAGAAAAGCAGGAACAGCAGCAAUCAAUCAAAGGUAAAUCUGACGAUGUCCAGUCAAAGAUUCAGGAGGAAACUGUUGAAGACACUUUUAUUAACGUAACAGAGCUAGAAAGAACUGAAAGAACAUCCUCAAUCUCUCCAACAAUCAAAAUAACUCAUAAAGAGUCACUGAAAGCAGGAGAUGGUUCAGAAACUGCUAAAGUUGUUCCCAGUGAGACAAGUCAGAAACAACUUCAUCCAGUGAUGGACACCACUUCAUCAAAGCCAGAUAUCAAUAUUAAACCUAGUAGAACGGCUGAAAUCCCAGCAGAGGAUGAGAGCUCAGAAAACAUUCCACUAAAAGACAAAGUAGCUCAGAAGGAAACAAGACAGAAUCGAGACAAAAUUGACAAGAUUAAAAUCAAAGAAGUUCAGUCGAAGACAGACGAGCAAAGAGAUAAACUCUCUCCAAAUGUUCAGCCAAAGAUCGUCAAAGCUGAGGACAAAAUCCCUAAAGUUUCUAAAACUGAAGAACAGAAGCAGCGUGAAAGAAAGGCCAAAACUGUUGAAUCAGAAUAUCCACAAGAACCACAACAGAAAUUCGCCAAACCUCAAGAGAUUCUUGUUGAACAAGACCAGCAAAAUGUCAGCAGAGUUAAAGAUAAAACCUUUAAAGUUACUUCUAUCAAAGAAACGAAACCGGAACAGAUCGAAAGGAAGGUUUCAGUUCAGCCUUUCACGGAGGAAACUUCUGAAGAACUGGAAGUAGCUCCUAAAAAACAUGCAGAAAACCAAGAAAGUGAAUAUGUAACAGCUAAUAAGGAAACUGAAGAGUCAGAGAGUAUUUCUCAGGAAGAAUCAAUAUCUCUGAAGGAGAGACGACAAAUGUUAAGCAAAACUAAAGAAGCUGCAGACGAACAAAUCCAAUCACAGUCGGUCACAGUUGAGAAUAAAAUUGUAAAAGUGACUCCUAUUGAAGAUGGGACACCAAAAAUAGCUGAACAACUUAUUGAAAGAAAAGUCUCAGGUGCGUCUGAGGUUGAGGUACAAGUACCACACACAAAACAUUUGGUGGAGCAAGAUACUCAAAAAACAGGAAAGGAGGGAAUUCCUAAGUCUGAAGCAAGAUACUCAAAGGAAGAAACACAAAAGAUAAAGAGAUUACAGAAGUUACCAAAGACUGGAGAUAAAAUAGAGGAAGAAUUCCAGACAGGUGUCCUGAUUAAAGAGCAAACACCUCUGACUGAAGACGAGAACACAAAACAGGAACAGGAGUAUCUGUUGAGGCAAACUGAGCCUGAAGAAACCGUUAAAGGUGAUAUGUCAGUUUCUCUUAAGAAAGAUGAAGCUCAAAAGGAUAAAAGGCCAAAGUCAGCCGAAUCUAAAGAGAUUACAGUUAAAGAAGUCCAGGCGAGGACAGUCACAGUUACAGAAGAAUACGGGAAUGUUACACCUUUAGAGGCCACAAAUGUCCAACAGGAACAAGCUGAAAUAAUGAGCUCAGUGGUACCUGCGGUGAAGGAUGCAGCUAAAAAACAUCUAACAAUAAAAGAUGAUGAUGUUAAAACAAAUAUUCCACAACAGAUGAUCUCAGCUGAUGAUGUGGUCAAAGACGUUUCUUUAAGAAAAGAAAAAGAGGUAGAAGGAGAAAUCGGGUCCAAAUUAAUCUCAGCUCAAAGUAAAAGACAAAAAGUGUCUCCCAUUGGAAAGAAGACACUAAAAAGACGAGAACAAAUUGAAAUCACAGCCUCAUCCACUACUGAGCCUGAAGUAACAUAUGAAAAGUCUGAUGUUCCAGAAAAAUAUGCUGAAACUAAAAGGACUGAUGAAGACAAAGACACAGGAAAGAGGGAUGUCAGUGAAUUUGAAACCACUCAUCCAAAGAAAGAAAAAACACUGACCAAGAGAGAAGAGAAGUCAACAAAGACAGUCAAAGAAAUUCAGCCAAUAAGAGAUUCAAAGAAAGACAAAACAGACAAAAUAGUGGAAAGAUCUCCGAUUGAUAAAGAUGGAGAUUCUUUAUCAGAUCCUUCCAAACAGAUUCCAGUUAAACAAGCCAAGAACAAGGAAGACAUAGUUAAAGACAAACGAGAGAAAAGUGAAGGUAAAAGAAGUGUUUCAGGUGCAGCUCAACCAGAAGUAACACAUGAACACACUUUGAUAGAUAAACAUCCAGUAACAGACCAAACCAGCACAGUUCUUCCAGCUGAAGAGAUGGAAACCAGACACACACAAAUACAAACAAAGACAGCACUUUGUCCUGUAAUGAAGGGAAAAGAUUUAGAAGACAUUUCACAAAAGAAAGAAGAAACCAAAACAGAGAAACUGCUGAUGUUUGACAAGACAUCUAUUGAGGAUAUCCAGACAGAGAAAUCCCUAAGAGAGAAAGGACAGAGGUCAGACAAAGUUACAAGAAUUCCCCUUAAAGAAGUGCAGUCCGAGACGGUUACGGUUAAAGAUGAAUAUGAAAGUGUUGCUCCAAUAAACGUUAUGGAAACAAAACAGGAACAAGUCCAACAAACAGCUUCAAUUGCAGCUGUGAUGGACGUUGCAUCUGAAAAACAUCUCAUAGUUAAAGAGGGAGACGUCAAAUCAGACACUCUCCAAAGAUUCAUGUCACCUGAAAAGCUCGUAAAAGACAUUGCAUCAAAGAAAGAGGACAUUUAUGAAUCCAGUGAGGUUCUUCUAGUAAAACAUUCACAAAGUCCAGAGUCCUCCAAGAAAAGUGUGGAAGUUUUAGCAGAAAAGCAAAAGAUAACAGAUAAAACUGACAGAAUUAAAUUUGUUGACGAUACAAUGCCAUCAAAACAGAAACAAACUCAACAAAAUACUCAGGAAAUAUUAGGAGAAGAUGCUAAAACAGAGGUGGUUGUCCGAGACCAUCCACGAAAACAUGAGGAAGUUAGAUAUGAUCGGACAAAGAAAGCGGACUCUCUGAAGGACCAUGGAAAGGUUACGGUGGAAGGUGUUCAGUCGAAAACAGACACCGUUAAAGAUGCUUUCCUCACCGUUUCUCCAAAUGUAGAAACAAAGCAGGAACAAAUAGAAAGAAAUGCUUCAAGGACACCUGUGAUGGAUGUUGCACAUACAAAACCAUUGAUUGUGAAAGAACAAGAUAUUAUAUUAGAAACUCCACAAAAGUAUAUUUCCCCUGACGAUCUAUUUAAAGACAUUCCAUCAAGGAAAACGGAGGCGUACGAAUCUGAGGAUGUAAAGAAAGACAAAUCCAGACUGAAGCUGGAUCAAGCUGAAGCAUUUAAAGUAGGAGAAAGCAAGUCAAAGGUGGAAAUACUCGGUGAGAAGACAACCAAAGUCUUACCAGAGUCCACUGCUAAAGCUUUACAACGAGGCCAAGAUACUGCAGUCAAAGUUAUCGGAGAUACUCAAACAGAGAUUCUAAGAAAAACUUUGCGUGAACGGGAUGAAACUGACACUAUUACAGAAGGAGAAGUCCAGUCAACGAUAGUAAGCACUACAGUUAGUUUUACUGAAGGAACACAAAUAAAGAUGGAACACAUUAAAAGCAAAUCUGAGGUGACAUCCAGAGAAUCACUGAUAGCAGAUGACAGGACAGAAAAAUGUACCAAAAGAGAAAUUCUCAAAGACAGAAUCACAAAAAGAGAUCAAAUUAAAACAAUGUCAGCUGAACAAGACUUUAAAGAUGAAGAAGAACGGCCAAAAACAAUCACUGCCAAAGUUUCUUCUGUAGAAGAAAUGAAAGUUAAAAGGUCGCUGUUGGAGGAAGAUGCUUUGGAAAGACAACUGACACUGGUUAAAUCCAAAGAAAUUAAGACAGAAACCAUUUUAGGAAAAGACAAAAUCAUCAAAGAGGUUCAAGAAAAAGAAGAGAUAAAAGCCACUGGACAGCAACAAAUCAAAGGAGAUUGGUUAGUUGUACCCAGGAAAAGGAAUGAAAUGUAUCAAGAGACAGUUGAAGUGAAGGUUUCUGACAAAAACAUACCUUCAUCAACAGAAUCAAAAUCAGAUAUUGAUCUAAAGCCUACAGUCAGAGAACCGUCAGUAACAGGUAAAACCAAACUAAAGACUACGGACUCUCCAGAAUACGAACAAGUUGCCGCCAGGAAACAGGAACCAGAAGUCGAGCGGAGUCUGAAAGCAGACAUCCGAUCCUUCCCUCCUCAGGAGGCUGAAACCAUCAGCAGCAGGAAGGGAGAAGCUCAGGGGCUUCAGUCCAUCAUAGAAACCAGGGUUUUGUCUUUGGAACCAGAAGGUGUCGCCCUUCAAGACUCUUCCAGAGGUAUAGAAGGGAAAUCUGUUAUGUGUCACCGAGCACGUGUUUUUGAUCUGAGCACCAAACAUCGUUGUGCACCUCCUCGUUUUUUCACCCUCUUAAGGAUUUCUUAGAUUCAUACCUCUUUUAAGUGGACAUCAUGUCAUAUCACCCAUUGUGUUUGGGCACUGUGAAGAACCACCAUGCCAUCAACUGAGACGGUCUCUCUUGGCUUCUUAUCACCUGAUAUCUAAACCACCACAGCUUCAUGUUGGAGUUUUCUCAUCGCUCUUUCUAAUUCUGUUGUUUGUUGUGUCUGUUAUGUUUCACUGUACCUGUGUGUAUCCAGAUAGAAUGUUAUGCACGGAUGAGGUGAGAAGCCUCUUCCAUCUUUAAACUUCCAACUUGUGUUUGUUUCCAUCGUUUGUUUUUGUCUUUGCAUGGUUCAGUGCUCACCCCAUCCGUCUUAAUGAGAUUCUGAUUGUCAUAUCA